AAAUAUGGCCCAUAUCCAAGGAUGUCUUCGUUUGGCGAUUUCUCGACAAAAUAUCAGAAGGACGAACGUUUCAAGGCUAUCGACAAAGCUCGUGACCGUGAAAGCAUGUUCCAGGACUUUCUCUCUGAGCUUCGGAAACGCGAAAAGGACGAGAAACACCGCGAGAAGGAGAAGACAAGAACUGAUUUUAUGAACCUUCUGAAGGAGCAAAAGUCCCUAACGAAGCAUUCUCACUGGAGUGAUGUCAAACGCAAAAUACACUCCGAUCCCCGAUACAAGGCUGUUGAUUCAUCAUCACGCCGAGAAGAUUGGUUUAGGGAGUAUGUAAAGAAACUAGAUGAAACUCCCUCGAGAGAGGAUAGUGGAGCCCGGAAGGAGAGAGAAAAACGAGAACGCCAGGAGGCCUCUCUUCGAGAACGGGAGAAGGAAGUCAAAGAAGCCCUGUCAUCCUCUAUGCGUGAGCGUGAAAAAGAACGGGAUCAACAGUUACAUAACGAGCAAGAAACCAAUUUCCGGACUAUGCUUCUUGACUUAGUGCGUGAUCCAAACAUGACUUGGAAGGAGGCAAAGAAGGCUCUCCGAAAAGACAGUCGGUGGGAAUUUGUUGGUGACGUAUUACCACGUUCUGAAAGGGAUGAAAUUUUCAAAGAACAUAUGGCUUCAUUGGCGAAAAAGAUGCGUGAUUUUCCUCAGAAGUCGUCUUCGGAUAGUGGUGUAGGUUACAUGUCUUUUCUGUUUUUAUCACAUUCACUUUUUAUUAUAACGAGUAUGCUCAGCCGUAGUAAGUCGAAUGCUACCUCAUAA
Molecule: messenger RNA, 804 nt
Organism: Echinostoma caproni
Lineage: Eukaryota; Metazoa; Platyhelminthes; Trematoda; Plagiorchiida; Echinostomatidae
Source: the annotation of a GenBank genome assembly